Doryrhamphus excisus (bluestripe pipefish) is the source of this 3055-nucleotide messenger RNA. The record is from RefSeq and is a predicted model, not a curated record. Lineage: Eukaryota; Metazoa; Chordata; Actinopteri; Syngnathiformes; Syngnathidae.
CGUUGAUUCAAUGAGGUCACGUAUGACAUUAGUUGAAUUAUAUACUUUUUUUUACAAUCCAAAUAGUUUAAAAACGUUUACUGUGAAUGUAUUUUAUCUAGACAAGACUGAGUAUAAACGACAACAGAUUUGAGCCAAAACGUUAGGAAGCUAAGUCGACACUACAAGCUAACGCUAAUCGAAGGUGAUGAAACUCGCAGGUUAUUUAAGGUGUAAAGGGUGGAUUAUUAACAAAGUAUGAUUUACACUGGGAACACACACACAUUUCUGUCGUGGGUUUUUAGAUAUUACACUUGACUUUAGGGGGGCAAAAAGACCGUCCUGUCUCGGACGGGCUACGGGACAUCAUAGUGCCCCAUGACUGAGCGAUAGCUGAGUAAGUGGUGCAUUCACGUACCUGCUGUGUCGGUGAUCAGGUCUUCACAAAAGAACAAAUGGCAACUUAAUCCGUUUUUUGAUGAUAGUUAUCCUUCGGUUUCCAAGACUGUCGAGUGAGAGGAAAAUAACCUGCAAUCGCGUACCACACAAACUCCACCCAGGGACGCCUUCCGGGACACCGUACAGGCUGCUGCCUUUUUCCUGUCCGGAGGCCACAUUUAUCCCACACUUUGCAUAUCGACUACACCGAUACCACGGCUAGUAUCAGCCUCGGAUCGACACUGGGAAUAUAUUAUUGGACUCAUCAGGACUACGGGGGCAAACAUUUGAAAGGAUUUGAAUGACAACCAAUGGGGUCAAAGGAGGAUCACCCGGUGUCAGCCUGUUGUGCACUGAUCCUGGCUCACAGGCAGCAAGUACGGCAAAAAGUGGACCCCUUUACUACCCAUACGUGACAGAUGGUGAAGAAUUGGACUUUGCUAUUCCUGAAAUGGAUGGAAACUUGAAAGGACUCUUUUUUCUGGAAUAUUUGAAGCCAUCACCAGAGGAAAUGACUUCACUGAUGAAUUGUCCUGCAUUCAGUAUGAAGCUGGAUUACCUCACAAACUGCUGGUGAAGCCCGACACCUUUCCAACGUUACUUGGUCGUGUGGACUGAGCAAGCAAUUGAUCUGCACUUUAAAAAUGAAGAGAAACAAACCCUAAAAAGGCUCCUGAUGCUGCGGUCAUCCAACAUCCCCUCCGAUCAAGGAAGACGCUCUAGCAAUUUGGAAGACAUCAGCACAUCCUCGGAAUAACCGAGACUUCCCGCUUUAGAUUGAUGUUAGUGUAUGGAGUGUGCAUGAGAGCAGUGCAGCCUUGGAUCCAUCGUGGAACCAGAAUCCCCCCGGGCGCCCAGCCUAUGGGACGGAGCCGCUCCACACCAGCAACUACUCACUGGUGUUGCUUCUUCAGCUCAGCCUGCUCUCCUUCGACCUGUUUGUCAACUCCUUCAGUGAGCUGCUGAGGGAUGAACAAGCAGUGCAGCUCGUACUUUUCAUGUGAGUUCCACAAACACGCCCGAGAUCAGCUAAACCGUUCCAUGUCUCCUGACACCCUUUCCCCUCUUUUCCUUUCUCUUAUUGGUAGCAUUCAGGACAUUGCCAUCCUGUUGAACCUCAUCAUCAUCCUCUUGAUGCUGUUUAACACAUACGUGUUCCAGGUCGGCCUGGUUGCCAUAUUGUUGGAGAGAUUUAGAGCGUUGCUAAUGCUCUCGGCGCUCUAUCUGACCUUCAGUGUAAUACUCCAUUCCUGGCUCACGAAUCUGCGAUGGCUAAGUACCAGCAAAUUUAUUUGGACAGAUGGCCUUCAGGUGCUGUUUGUAUUCCAAAGAGCCGCUUCUGUGUUGUACUACUACCUCUACAAGAGGACCUCAGAGUAUUUGGGUGACCCUCGCCUCUAUGAGGAUUCACCGUGGCUGCGAGAUAUCUUUGAACGGGUCAGACAGUAAACCCUGAACAUUUCUCAACAGACCAGUGAUGCCACAGCAAACAUGACAUUGGGAACGUGGCAAAUAAAGUGGAUUCAUUAUGAGGUCUGGUUUGGGUCAUUUAUCCCUUUUAAGGGUACAGAGCAUGUACACCCAACAAAUCUAAAAAAUAUACAAAAAAUGAAAUAAAAAAACACAAAGCUUUUGUUUUUGCUCCCAUUUUUCAUGAACUGAGCUUAAAGAUGUAAGGCCCAUCUCUUUCAAAUAUUGUUCACAAACUGUCCCGCAUUGUCUUUACAUUGGCCGCAAUAAAAGGCUCCAAAAUGUGCAGUUACAGUCCGACGUACAUGCUCCUGUGCUGACUACGUGCAAAAAUUGGGAAAAUUGCAAGAAACACACACAUGGCCCCCACGCACAGACACUAAGCGUGCUGUGGAUCGGCGUGUACGUGUUUGAGCCAAAUGGUGGCCAUGGCACUGGUUUUCAGGACAUGAAUAACGAUGUAACUUGUGUGUACAUUUGUGCAACAAGUGUUGCAUUUAUGUUUUUUGUUGAGUGUAGUACGUAGAUGUAGUAACUGGUAGACGUGGAUACGGUCUUCCCAGGAAUCAUAAUAGAGUACAUACAUUGUUAACAAUCAAUAUGUUGUAUAUAGGAUGUAACAGGAUCACACUGGAUACAUUUGCUUGUGUAAAAUGUGCCAAAAUAUGUAUUUCUUAAAGCGAAGUUUGAAUGUGUUUUCCAGGCACUACAUGACUUUUUUUUAUUUUUGAAUUCCCACUGCAUGUUUUUCUGUUGUUUUUUUUAAAUACAUUUCAGACUACUACUGUUGCUGUGUCUCUGCAAUGUUCUAUUAAACAGUUGCUAUCAUGGUGGGUUAUUGAAUAUCUACAUGCACAUUCGACUAAAUGGGCCACAUUUUACCAUUCCACAAUAUAUUGAGUUUCAACACACAUAGGAAUAAUUGAACCGCAUUUGAUUUCAGUAGAUUUCUGAUUUUUUUUUCCAAAUUACAUAGCUUUAUUUUAACCUACAAAACCAUAGCAUCACACAUCUCUCGUCCCUUUGUACAUUGUGGUUCACUCUAUGGCGUUUAAAAAAAUACAAAAAUAAAUCACUGUUUCGUGGUUUAAUACAGCUUGUUAUAAGACAAAACUAGGGCUGUCAAAUGAUUAAAACAUUUAAUCAGAUUAAUCCAUUUUACAAUUAA